Messenger RNA from Cyanidioschyzon merolae strain 10D, 1131 nucleotides. RefSeq names its product dTDP-glucose 4,6-dehydratase. The transcript has a single exon. Bases 1 to 1131 code for a protein of 376 amino acids. The record is from RefSeq and is a predicted model, not a curated record. Gene Ontology annotation, molecular function: dTDP-glucose 4,6-dehydratase activity. NCBI's taxonomy places the organism in Eukaryota, Rhodophyta, Bangiophyceae, Cyanidiales, Cyanidiaceae. Gene Ontology annotation, biological process: nucleotide-sugar metabolic process.
AUGUCCUCGCAGAGCACGGCGCUUUCGAACGGUGCCAAGUCGGUAACCGGUGGACAGCCCGACGGGAACUCGGACGCGCGGGUCGUCUACGGCGACCGUCUGCGCUUCGUGCCGCGGAAUAUCCUUGUGACUGGCGGUGCCGGCUUUAUUGCCUCGCACGUUGUCGAACGGCUCGUGAGUCGAUAUCCCCAUUACCGCGUGACGGUACUGGACAAGCUCGACUACUGCUCGUCGCUGAGCAACCUCGCGCAGGUGGCAAACCGACCAAACUUCAAGUUUAUUCGCGGCGAUAUCCGCUCGCAUGACCUGGUGCUCUACGUGCUCCAGGAGGAGUGCAUCGAUACAGUGCUCCACUUUGCGGCGUGCACGCACGUCGACAACUCGUUCACGUCCUCGAUCCUGUUUACGGAGAACAACGUGCUGGGAACGCACGUCCUCCUGGAGUGCGCACGCCAGUACGGCAAAGUGCGGCGCUUCAUUCACGUCAGCACCGAUGAAGUGUACGGCGGCGAGAGCAACAUGGAGACAGAGUCAUCGAUCCUGGCACCCACGAACCCGUACGCAUGUAGCAAGGCCGCCGCCGAAUUCAUUUGCCGCGGCUACGUCAAGUCGUUCGGAUUGCCGGUGAUCAUCACACGCGGCAACAACGUGUACGGGCCGCACCAGUUCCCCGACAAGCUCAUUCCCAAGAGUAUCUGUCUGCUGGCGCAACGCCGGCCCUGCUUUGUACACGGCUCUGGUGAGCAUGCACGCAACUUUUUGUACGUCGAGGACGCGGCGAGCGCCUUUGACACCAUCCUGCAUUGUGGCGAGACCGAUGAGGUCUACAAUGUAGGCUCUGAGAUCGAGAAACGCAACAUUGACGUUGUGCACGACAUUAUCGAUCUCUUCGGCCUGUCUGCCGAGGCGAACCGCCACAUCGAGUUUGUCAAAGAUCGCACCCUCAACGAUAUGCGCUACAGGAUCGACUCGUCGAAGCUGCAUGCGCUGGGCUGGAGGCCGCAGGUGUCCUGGGAAGAGGGCCUGCGCCGAACCAAGACCUGGUACUGCGAUCCGAAUAACCUGAAGCGCUGGCCGAAUUAUCUCAGUGGCCUCGUACCGCAUCCGAGUCUUACCGAGGAGAAGCACUAG